GGGGCGUGCCCGGCGCUCCCGCUCGGCGGCGGCCGCGAUCCCGCUUGCCCUCCGUCCCGCGGCUCCGGGGCUGGUGCUUGGGCGGCUCUGGGCAGUGAGUAGCAGGACAAGCACAAACGCAAGCAUGCCGGGCAGCGACACGGCGCUCGCCGUGGACAGGACGUACUCGGAYCCGGAGCGGCACCGGCGCCGCAAGAUGAGGGUGGAAAGACAUGACAUGAAUACCCUGAGUUUACCACUUACCAUUCGCCGUGGAGGUUCUGAUACCAACCUGAACUUUGAUGUACCAGAUGGGGUCCUAGAAUUUCACAAAGUCAAACUCAGUGCCGAUAGCUUGAAACAGAAAAUCCUCAAGGUUACAGAGCAAAUCAAGGUUGAACAAACAGCUCGAGAUGGAAACGUGGCUGAGUAUUUGAAACUGGUAAACAGUGCAGACAAGCAACAGGCUGGGCGCAUUAAGCAGGUCUUUGAGAAAAAGAACCAGAAAUCUGCCCACUCCAUUGCCCAGCUGCAAAAGAAGUUGGAACAGUAUCACAAAAAGCUCAAGGAUAUUGAAAAUGGAUCUUCCAAAGCUACCAAGGAUAAUUCCAAAGAUAACCUGAAAGAUGUUCAACAUGGAAAGUCUCGUAUCACUGGGCAUGGAACAGAGAGCAGCAAGUCGGGUCUGCCGGGUGUAUCUUUGACACCACCUGUCUUUGUUUUCAGCAAAUCUAGAGAGUUUGCCAACCUGAUCCGGAACAAAUUUGGUAGUGCAGACAACAUUGCUCAUCUCAAAAAUUCCUUGGAUGAAUUUCGUCCAGAAACAAGUUCUAGAACCUACGGGGGCAGUGCCACCAUUGUUGCCAAAUCAAAAUAUGUUAGUGAUGAUGAAUGCUCAAGUGGGACCUCCGGAUCAGCAGAUAGCAAUGGGAAUACUUCCUUUAGUCCUGCUGUGGCAAGUACCCUGGACAGCCAAGGAAAGCUUUCAAUUAUUUUGGAGGAGCUAAGGGAAAUCAAGGAGACACAGUCCCAAUUAGCUGAUGAUAUUGAGAAUUUAAAAACCCAGUUUAAAAGAGACUAUGGCUUUAUUUCUCAGAUGCUACAAGAGGAAAGAUAUAGAUACGAAAGACUGGAAGACCAGUUAAAUGACCUCACUGAUCUUCAUCAACAUGAGACAGCAAACUUGAAACAAGAGCUAGCCAGCAUAGAGGAGAAAGUGGCAUAUCAGGCCUACGAGCGAUCACGAGAUGUUCAGGAAGCCUUGGAAUCAUGCCAGACCCGGGUUUCCAAACUGGAGCUCCAUCAGCAAGAGCAGCAAGCACAGCAGUCUGAAACAGUUAAUGCCAAAGUGCUCCUGGGGAAGUGUAUAAAUGUUAUCCUGGCCUUCAUGACUGUCAUCUUAGUGUGCGUUUCUACUAUUGCAAAGUUCAUUGCUCCUAUGAUGAAGAGCCGGUUUCAUAUAAUCUGCACUUUUUUUGCAGUGACGCUGCUGGCAAUAUUUUGUAAAAACUGGGAUCAUAUUAUUUGUGCUAUAGAAAGGAUGAUUAUACCAAGAUGAAGCUGUUGGACUGUUGCUUUUUUUUUUUUUUUUU
Malurus melanocephalus (red-backed fairy wren) is the source of this 1571-nucleotide messenger RNA. RefSeq names its product transmembrane and coiled-coil domain family 3 (gene TMCC3). The record is from RefSeq and is a predicted model, not a curated record. NCBI's taxonomy places the organism in Eukaryota, Metazoa, Chordata, Aves, Passeriformes, Maluridae. The transcript is spliced from 4 exons. The coding region runs from base 125 to 1537 and encodes 470 amino acids. Gene Ontology annotation, cellular component: endomembrane system.